This is a messenger RNA of Salvelinus fontinalis (brook trout), 4040 nucleotides long. RefSeq lists its product as uncharacterized. The record is from RefSeq and is a predicted model, not a curated record. Bases 163 to 2472 code for a protein of 769 amino acids. Lineage: Eukaryota; Metazoa; Chordata; Actinopteri; Salmoniformes; Salmonidae. The transcript is spliced from 10 exons.
UAUCCAAUCAUAAUUGAGUAUUUUAUUGCGGCAAAUUUGAACUUUUUUCACGUUGCAGUCGACGUCCGUUAAUCUCGAAAACUCGACCCUUGUUACCUACGUCGGGUUUUCGAGACUAACGUAAGACGUCCGUCGGCUUUGGACCCGAAGAGAACCAAACGAAUGAGGGGGAAAAAGUGCUUGAAUUGUAAUGUUAAAUUGAUAAAAACGUUGUCUGACGACAUGGAUGACGUGGUCAAAAAUAAGCUUAAGAGCAAUGCCAAGAUUUACAGUAACACUUUGGAGCGAAUAGUUCAAAAGUAUUCAAAGCUGCAUGACAAUGGGACUGAGGUGAACCUGGAGGACAUAACAGCCCAAGAGGUGAUAGUAUGCAUGGUCAAGUCAGAGUUGGAGCUAUCAAAGCUGGGAUUGUCAAAGAGUGAAGUUGACCUGGCAGAGCUGUCACUCGGAGGUGGGAACUACAACACGUUGUUUCUCUGUGAGAUUUGCACUGAAGCGUUACAGAUUCUGCAAUAUAAAUGUAAAGACAUUUCUGAAAUACACAGGCCACAGAACACCAUUGGAGACUUCCAGGUGGACAUCUCAUACCACCAGGAUGAUCACAACAAUGAUUGUGUAGAUGAGGGUGCUGUCACUGUCAACAGUAAUGAUUCUGUUAUGCAGCAGGCUGCAGAGAACAGCCACUUGGUGGAUAAUUCCAAACUGAAUGGGACUAGGAGUAGCCUGUGGGGCGCGCCAGAGGAGCUGGAGCGCUCUCUGAGCAGUCAACGUAGCACUCUACUGGACCUGUAUCCCAGCAUGGUCAGCCAGGUAGGAGAGGCCUGGCGGCGCCAACAUAUGUCCGACGUGGCUGUAGGGGUUUUGAGGAGGUACCACAGGCUCAGGUGGUUCUCUAACAGAAACCUCAAUAACCGCAACUUCAACAUCAGACCUGCUCACAGAAAGACUACCCUCAACAUUGGCCAAUCCUUUCUCCAAACAUCUCAGAACACCAUACUGAAUGUGAGUAACCCCAAGAGUCCAAAGUUGAACCUCAAAAUGACAACCCACACCCAUCCUCCUCCACAGACCAAGGUCAACCUCCAGGAAUGGCCAGCAGAGAGGCUGUCCCACAGGAAGGGUACAGGUUCAGGGAACGGACAACCGCCCCACCCUGUUCUAGUGAUGGACUUCUCCUCUCGCCCCUCUGCAGCCCCUUCCCUUCUCUCUGCUCCCUCCUCUGCAGACUCCUCUCCUCCCUCCUCUGCAGCCUCCCUUCCCUCUUCUCUCUCCUCUGCAGACUCCUCCCUACAGGAGAGCCCUGAGCCAGAGGAGCCCCCCUUAAACCAAACCUUCAUGGUGUCCAUGCCCUCUUCCCCAUCCUCCAGGGUUAGACACACUACCCUGGUCUUCAGUCCUGCCAGAUCUGAAGACACCUUCACAGCAGGAGGGUUGAGCAGUCCAUCUCUAAGGAAGUGUGCCCUCCCCACACUUCCCCAUCAGAGGUUUUUCACAGCGGUAUGCCCUGUGGUCAGUAUGGAGAUGUCUUCAGACUACCGCUCCCAAGUAGCACCGAGUCCCUACAGAGCCAGACUGCUGAUCUGGGACGGCCAGCGUGCAGCAUCUAACGCCCACCAUAGAAGCCCCAAGUCGGGCUUUGCUGGAUAUCAUCAAAGAAACACUGUGGAGCCCAGCUCUUCCCCUUCGUCUUCACCCUCCUCUCUUCAUAGGCCUCUGAUGUCACACAGGAAGCCCCACCACCUGGACUCCUGCAGUCCCUCCCAGCUGAAACUCCAAUCGUCUAGAUCAUCAUCUGAUCAUGAGUCUAGGGCAGGCCAGCCAAGGCUCCGGCGACACUAUUCCCUGGAUUCCUUCUCCCCAUCUGUCAGUCUCUUACAAAACUCUGCUAAGCAGAUUGACAAGGACUUCCAGAAGCUCUACCACAAGCUUGUCUGUCAGGGCAAAUCCUCCUCCUGCCGUAUGUGUGAGAGGAGAGCAGAGACCACCAGAGGAACCUCCUCUGCUCUGGCCGCCCUGGCCCUGUCUCCUCACCACUCUAUCAUGAGGAAGCGUCGCAGGGAGCUGGUCCAAGAACAGUCCCCAGAGUCCAAACGUUUCAGGGAUAGCUCCUUUGUGUACUCCCCGGGAUCUCUCCGCCAGAGGGUAGAAAUGUUCAGGUGCCAGAACCGCUCAGACAGCCAUUUGUCCUCCAACCAGUGGGACAUCUCCUGUGACUCCCACAACUGGAGCCCCCGCAAGGCCAGUCUGGCUCAUACACACCACAGCCCCCAUCACCAACAUCACUCAUCAGAUGCAGCAGUCAGGAAAGCUGAAGGCUCCUGGUCUGGCCUGCAUGUUGAUCAGCACUCUCCUGCUUGGAGAGAGAAAUACAGACGAUUUGUUGGAAUUCAUCAAGGAAAGUCAAUUGUCAAGGCAGAGUGCCAAUGUGGCUGUUCGCCAAGUUUCUCUAAGAGACAGCUUCUGUAUAAAUGAUGUCAACCCACAGAAAGGCUGUCCUGUCCUGCACCUCUACCUGAGUUUUUUAUAUGCCAGAGUUGAAAACAUCUCUGCUGUUUAUCUGCAUUUGAAAACAUACUUAGGAUGUCCCAAUAACCAUGAACUAAUUUGUUAUAAUGGAAUGUUUAUGCAAUGUAUUUUUAUAUACAGUACAAGUCAAAAGUUUGGACACACCCACUCAUUCAAGGUUUUUAUUUUUUACUAUUUUCUACAUUGUAGAAUAAUAGUGAAGACAUCAAAACUAUGAAAUAACACAUACAGUACCAGUCAACGGUUUGGACAAACCUACUCAUUCAGUGGUUUUUCUGUAUUUUUACAUUGUAGAAUAAUAGUGGAGAUUUUUCAAAACUAAGAAAUAACACAUGGAAUCAUGUAGUAACCAAAAAAGUUAAAUAAAUCAAAAUAUAUUUUAGAUUCUUCAAAGUAGCCACCCUUUGCCUUGACAGCUUUGUGCACUCUUGGCAUUCUCUCAACCAGCUUCACCUGGAAUGCUUUUCCAACCGUCUUGGAGUUCCCACAUGUACUGAGAGCUUCUUGACUGGUUUUCCUUCACUCUGCGGUUCAACUCAUCCCAAACCAUCUCAAUUGGGUUGAGGUUGGGUGAUUGUGGAGGCCAGGUCAUCUGAUGUAGCACUCCAUCACUCUCCUUCUUGGUCAAAUAGCCCUUACACACCCUGGAGGUGUGUUGGGUCAUUGUCCUGUUGAAAAACAAAUGAUAGUCCCACUAAGCGCAAACCAGAUUGGUGUCUUAUUGUUGUCCAUUAGUAGUGGUUACUUUGCAGCAAUUUGACCAUGAAGGCCUGAUUCACGCAGUCUACUCUGAACAGUUGAGAUGUCUGUUACUUGAACUCUGAAGCAUUUAUUUGGGCUGCAAUUUCUGAGGCUGAUAACUAAUGAACUUAUCCUCUGCAGAGGUAACUCUGGUUCUUCCUUUCCUGUGGGGGUCCUCAGGAGAGACAGUUUCAUCAUAGCGCUGGAUAGUUUUUGCGACUGCACUUGAAGAAACUUUCAAAGUUCUUAAUUUUUUCUAUAUUGACUGACCAUGUCUUAAAGUAAUGAUGGAAUGUUGUUUCUCUGCUUAUUUGAGCUGUUCUUGCCAUAAUAUGGACUUGGUAUUUUAUCAAAUAGGGCUAUUUUCUGUAUACCACCCUUCUCACAACACAACUGACUGGCUCAAACACAUUAAGGAAAGGAAUUACACUAAUUAAGUUAAGGCACACCUGUUAAUUGAAAUGCAUUCCAGGUGACUACCUCAUGAGGCUGGUUGAGAGAAUGCAAAGCUGUCAUCAAGGCAAAGUGUGGCUACUUUAAUAUAAAAUAUUUUUAUUUAACACUUUUGGUUAAUACAUGAUUCGAAAUGUGUUAUUUCAUAGUUUGGAUGUCUUCACUAUUCUCCAAUUGUAGAAAAUAGUAAAAAAAUAAAACCCAGGAAUGAGUGGUGUCCAAACGUUUGGUACUGUAUAUAUAUUGAAUUUCCUAUAGAUGCUAUUACUACCAUGGGGGUGUUUCAUAACUGAGUGCAUAAUAAAUACUGAAUGACUCAA